Messenger RNA from Drosophila takahashii, 1932 nucleotides. The record is from RefSeq and is a predicted model, not a curated record. NCBI's taxonomy places the organism in Eukaryota, Metazoa, Arthropoda, Insecta, Diptera, Drosophilidae.
UCUAGCAGUGCAAUCUCAGCAAACCGGGUGGGAAAAAUUCAAAGGUUUCCAGUUUCAUUUAUGGAAACGAUUUCGAUCGAAGCAUUUUAGAAGUAAUUGACAUGGAUCCGCCGAUCAAGCAAGAAGUGAAAAUCGAAAUCGAGCAGGAAGGUGGCAUUAACGAGGAUGAGGCCACGCCGCUCCGGGAAAGUACAGGCGACACUCCGCCACAUGCAUUUGCGGCCGAAAUUCCGAUGUCCGGAUCAGGAUGGGACAGUGACCCGGAGGAUAGCGCCCAUGCCCACCUCUCGGCGCCUCCGACUCCGGGCGCACAUCUAGAUGAGCCACUAGGACCCAUCGAACCGAAGGUUGAGCCGAUGCUCAAAAUUGAUCGUGAAAACGAAAUGCUAGACGCCUUGCUGAAUGAACCUUUCGAUGCGGAACCUCCGGCGACCUCGAAUUUCCCGGGCGACGUUAAGCCAGAAGUGAAACAAGAGGUCGAUGGACUUCCCAGUCAUUUUUCGAGCCGGGAAAACCUGGACGACAUGGAUUUGUGCAGCCUCGAGGCUUCCAAGGAGCUUCUGCCAGAGGAAACCCAAGGUGUAGCGUCAUUCGAUGCGAUCCAAGAAGACGCUUUGGUGACCGAGAAAGAACUUUAUGAAAAGCAACGCCAGAUCCUCAAAGAGCUGAGCGAGCAGGAGAGCAAGGAAGCCCGGGAAGAGGACAGCCGGGAGAAGAAGAAGAAAAAGAAGCACAAGAAGGAUCGCUCCCAUCGCUCGAGCAGGGAUCAGGAGGAGUCCAAGAAGCGAAAGCGUAGCGGGAGUUCGGAGGAGGAUAGUGAGAAGAAGAGAAGACACCGUGAUGAUCGCGAUGAUCGCGAUCGUCGUGGACGCAAGCAUCGCAUCAAGGCCGAAAAGCCGGAUGAGGAGUUGGACUACAUUCCAGUUCGUCCCGACGAGAAGUACAUCCGACCGGUUAGCUUCUCCAAUCUCGCCGAGCGUCCGCCGCCGAAGAACGAACUGAACACUGACAAUCUGUCCAAGGCGGACAAGCGCAAUCUGGCCAUAGCACGGGCCGAAUUGGUGCUGGAACUGUUCGAGAAGAGGGCCAACAAGGAGGUGGCGGAGGAGUUCCACAUGGUGGACACUAUCUGCAAACUGCCCGUUAACGAAUCCUUUAGGAACCAGGAUUGCUUCGAGAAUCCCUCGCCCAUUUGCAACAACAUGAAUGUGGUCUACGAGUUCAAUUCCACGCCCGGAACCCGAAUCGAUUUGGCAAAAUGGGGCUUGCAAGGAGUGCCCCAGGCCACUGGGAAGCUGCUCCGCCUGCUGGGCAUCGAUGUGGCGCGCCUCAAGCAGAUCCAGAGUACAGCAAAACCAUCGCAGCGCAUUCUGAAGCUGAAGAAAGAGAAGCUGGAACAGGGAUUGGCACCAACGGAGGAAGAUGGCACGGCGACGCUCUACAAGAAUGCUGCAACCCAAACGGAACGCAGGACCGCCACCCGGGAUGAGGGCACCCAGGUUCGCCUGGAAAGCAACCAGAAGGGGGCCUUUUGGGAGCACCCCUCAUUCGAUCCAAUGAAUCUGACCCAGCACCAGUCCAAUGUGAUGUUGGCCCUGCAGGAGAUCUACAAGAAGCUGCCCAGCCCCGCCGUGGCUGGCGAACUGUACAAGGCUUUGAAACCGGUUCUGGCCAUCUCUCGAGCGGCUGCCCAUCAUUAAUAACAAUUUCCAGAAUUUCUGUAAACCAAAUAAGUAUGCCAAAUGAUGCCUUCCUUUAAUUCCAUAAAGGAAUCACAAAUUGUAAUUGCUUUAAUCCCCACAAGUGCCUAUAAAUCUCUCGUUUAAACGGCUUUACAUAUAUUAAUCACGUUUAGAUUUGUAAGUCAUCUCGCUCAAUGUAUUCUCACUUUCUCUAUACAAUUAAUAAAUACACAUAUGCACAUGCAUCGUA